AACAAACUUGGUGAACUUUGGCUUCUCACCAUUUGUGCCAACAUGGCUAAUUUGCGUGGAAAACUAGAGGCUGAUGUCGAACUGAGAUCACCAGCUGACAAAUUCUUCAAGGUUUGGAGGAGCGAAAGCCACAAAAUGCCUACUGUCACCUCCAAAAACAUUCAAGGAAUUAAAGUUCAUGAAGGUGACUGGGAUCAGCAUGGAGCUAUCAAGAUUUGGAACUACACCGUUGAUGGGAAGUCCGAAGUGUUCAAAGAGAAGGUCGAGUUUGAUGAUGACAACAUGUCGGUCACCCUGAACGGCAUCGAGGGCCACAUCUUUGACACGUAUAAGGUCUUCAAGGCGGGGUGCAAGCUCGUCCCCAAGCAGCGAGGCAGUCUGGCUAAGCUGAGCAUUGAGUAUGAGAAGAAAAAGGCGAGCGACCCUAACCCCGACAAGUACAUGGCUGUGUUAAUCGCCAUGACCAAGGACAUCGAUGCUCACGUUUUAAGCGCAUGAAGGAAAAAGAUCACGGCAUGACUGUGAUCAUGUGUGAAGUUGUGCUGUAUUAUGCUUGAUAUUUCUAGUGCUUCCAUGCAUCUAGACCCAAUAAAUCGAGCUAGUUGAUCAGGUGAUCUGAAGUUGAGUUGUGUUUUGGGAAUGCCAGAAGACUCGCCUCUUAUGUUCGUGUGUAAUCUUGCUUGUAAUAACACUUGUGGUUUUUGCAAAAUGACAUGGUUAUGUGAACU
Rhodamnia argentea is the source of this 728-nucleotide messenger RNA. Its product is annotated as MLP-like protein 328. The coding region runs from base 43 to 498 and encodes 151 amino acids. The transcript is spliced from 3 exons. NCBI's taxonomy places the organism in Eukaryota, Viridiplantae, Streptophyta, Magnoliopsida, Myrtales, Myrtaceae. The record is from RefSeq and is a predicted model, not a curated record. Gene Ontology annotation, biological process: defense response.